Trichechus manatus latirostris (Florida manatee) is the source of this 2035-nucleotide messenger RNA. RefSeq names its product solute carrier family 10 member 3 (gene SLC10A3). Gene Ontology annotation, biological process: post-translational protein targeting to endoplasmic reticulum membrane; tail-anchored membrane protein insertion into ER membrane. Gene Ontology annotation, molecular function: protein-folding chaperone binding. The record is from RefSeq and is a predicted model, not a curated record. Gene Ontology annotation, cellular component: BAT3 complex; membrane. NCBI's taxonomy places the organism in Eukaryota, Metazoa, Chordata, Mammalia, Sirenia, Trichechidae.
CGUGUGGACCAAGCUGUCGGGGUCGAGAUCCAUACCCCGCCCUGGGGAGCAUCCUGGUCAAACUCUUCCAGCCCUUCGGCAGAAAUGGUUUAGGGUCCGAGCUGAACCCGUUGCAGUGACCUAAAGCUGCUAGCUGUAUCGGCGAACUGGGAAGAUGGGGACCUGGGGGCCUUUAUCUUUUCCAUUUUGCUUCUUAGGCCCCCAGCUCUGUUUUCCUGCAUCCCUCUUUCCUAGCGGGACGCAAGGCUGGACCAAGGCCUCCAGGGGAGAGCUCUGCCAUCCAGGAAGGCAGCCCAGGACCUGGACUUGCCCAUGGAUUCCUCUCAGGAGCAGCCAACGGCACAGGCUGGGGAGCUCUGCUAAGCUGCAGAGGACCCGGGCGCACGGAGAAGCCAUGGUGUUAGGGAGGCCUGGCCUGGGCAGGGGAGGUGGCUGCCCAGGCCCCCUCAGUAUGCUUGGGGCUGCCGUGCUUCUGGCCAGCCUGCCAUGGGGAGUCCGAGGGACAGCCAGCGCCAACCACAGCAUAGCUCUGGGCCACACUGGGCCGCUGACGGGGCCCCGCUACCUGAGCAUCGGGGACGGCUCAGUGAUGGCGUUUGAGUUCCCCGAGGAGAGCGAAGGCAUCAUCGUGGUCUCAAGCCAGUACCCAGGUCAGAGCAACGGGACCAGGCUCGGCCCCACGCUCAGGGUCACCUCCCUGGACACAGCAGUGCUGACCAUCAAGAAUGUGAGUGCCAUAAGCUGGGGCGGCGGGGGCGGCUUCGUGGUAAGCAUCCGCUCUGGCCUGGAGGGGCUGGCACCCCUCCACCUGCAGCUCGUGGACCUGCACCAGGCCCAGCCCCUGCUGAUCGAGGAGCGGAGCGAUUUCUGCAUCAAGGUCUUGCCUGCAGAAGACGCGCCAGCCCCGCUCGGUGCCGACCUGGCCCACUUCUCGGAGAACCCGAUACUCUACCUGCUCUUGCCUCUCAUCUUUGUCAACAAAUGUUCGUUCGGGUGCAAAGUGGAGCUCGAGGUGCUGAAGGGGCUCCUGCAGAGCCCCCAGCCCAUGCUGCUGGGCCUCCUGGGCCAGUUUCUGGUCAUGCCCUUCUACGCCUUCCUGAUGGCCAAGGUCUUCAUGCUGCCCAAGGCCCUGGCUCUGGGCCUCAUCAUCACCUGCUCUUCGCCCGGGGGCGGGGGGAGCUACCUCUUCAGCCUCCUCCUCGGAGGAGAUGUCACCCUGGCCAUCUCCAUGACUUUCAUCUCCACAGUGGCUGCCACCGGCUUCCUGCCACUGUCCUCAGCUAUUUACAGCCGCCUGCUCAGCAUCCACGAAACCCUCCAUGUGCCCGUCUCCAAGAUCCUGGGGACGCUGCUGUUCAUUGCCAUCCCGAUAGCAGCUGGUGUGGUGAUCAAGUCCAAGCUCCCCAGGUUCUCCCAGCUGCUGCUGCAGGUCAUCAAACCCUUCAGCUUUGUGCUCCUCCUGGGAGGCCUCUUCCUGGCCUACCGCAUGGGCGUCUUCAUCCUGGCGGGCGUCAGGUUCCCCAUCGUGCUGGUGGGCGUCACGGUGCCCCUGGUGGGCCUUUUGGUGGGCUACUGCCUGGCCACAUGUCUGAAGCUGCCCGUGGCCCAGCGGCGGACGGUCAGCAUCGAGGUAGGGGUGCAGAACAGCCUGCUGGCCUUGGCUAUGCUGCAGCUGUCCUUCCGCCGCCUCCAGGCUGACUAUGCCUCCCAGGCCCCCUUCAUUGUGGCGCUGAGUGGCACCUCAGAGAUGCUGGCUUUGGUCAUGGGCCACUUCAUCUAUAGCAGCCUGUUCCCAGUUCCCUGAGGCCCCUGGGGCAAGCUUCCAACCCCCUGCCACACCCCCACACACACUCUCCCCGGUUCUCGCGUACCAAAGGCCUUCAGUGCUCAUGCACUAUGCACUUGGAAAAUCCAGGCUUAGUUUUUUUUACUGAUUUUGUAUUCUCCAGCUUUCAGUGCCAAAGAGGCCAUGCUGAGGUAGGUAGGCGGGCACUGCCCAGAAAAUAUAGUUCAAUAAAAGAGAGAAGCAAGCUUG